Vigna umbellata (rice bean) is the source of this 852-nucleotide messenger RNA. RefSeq lists its product as uncharacterized. The record is from RefSeq and is a predicted model, not a curated record. Lineage: Eukaryota; Viridiplantae; Streptophyta; Magnoliopsida; Fabales; Fabaceae.
UUACCCUCAAUGUGCACACGACAAUCUAUAAAUAAUAGUUCAAAAGCAGCACACCAUCAUCGUGCCCUGUUAUAGCCUCCACCCACGCAGCUAGAUUCUCAUAUAAACCUCAAUUUUAAUCAUCAUUCCCACAGAAAAUCAAAUCAAACCAACUAAACUAGCGAUCUAAGUUAUGGAAGCUUAUUCCAGCUCUUACCCUGUGUCCAAGUCUAAUUCUAUGCUUCAUUCUGUGAGGAAGGCACAAGCAAAACCGUGGAAGAAAGCGCCGGUGGCACCACCGGCACCGACACCGAUCAGAGUGUACAAGGUGGAUGCUAUCAACUUCCGCGACCUUGUUCAGCGGCUUACGGGUGCACCCGGAUUCAACCCUGAACUUCAUAAUCAACUUUUCCAAAGGGUUUCACCUAUUGCUACCGCGCCCCCACAGGCAAUGUUGUCAAGCAGAGACAACAUCGUUGCACCAUCCUCAACUGUGUCCUCCGCUAACUGGUACCAGGAGCAGAAACCUCAAACAUUGGAGUUUAAUUUAUCAUCUUCCUCUUCUCAUAACUGGUGCUCUGUCCCUCGUACCACCCAAGGAACCAUGGCCACCUUGGAACCGGGUCGGGUUCUUUAGUUUUUCUAUUACUGUUUUCUUUUUAUUUUGCUUUUUAUUUUCUUGAUGCUAUAAUGAAAUAACAUAAUUUAAACUAUCUCCUUUAGCUACAUAUGUUCAAUCAUUUUGUCUGGUGCAGAUAGUUUUUGUCCACAAUUUGUUUCUUCUGGACUUCAGCUGUCUAGAUUCUAGAUCUAGCAUCCAGCAGAUGCUAGCUACACCUUUUUUUCAUUAUGUACUCUUUUGUAUAGAUGAAA